Messenger RNA from Girardinichthys multiradiatus, 2056 nucleotides. RefSeq lists its product as uncharacterized. Lineage: Eukaryota; Metazoa; Chordata; Actinopteri; Cyprinodontiformes; Goodeidae. The transcript is spliced from 3 exons. The coding region runs from base 173 to 856 and encodes 227 amino acids. Gene Ontology annotation, biological process: negative regulation of BMP signaling pathway. Gene Ontology annotation, cellular component: AMPA glutamate receptor complex. The record is from RefSeq and is a predicted model, not a curated record. Gene Ontology annotation, molecular function: protein binding.
GCAGAAACCUAGGCGCACCGAGGGGACAUGCACGGAUUUGGGGUUUAUUAAAGAUGUAAACUAAUGUUAAAUACAUUGGUUGGUUCUCUUACCAAAACCUGCUGGAGUACAUUUGACAUUUUCUUCCACCUAAGUGUCUAUUGUGGAGAAGAGAAGGGUACCCUGAAUCAUAAUGCCACAGGUUUGCAUUGGGCGCCUCUCCCUCCAGCAGCAGCGCAGCCUGUCCACGGCGCUCUGGGCUCUUCUGCUCUGCACACAGGCCGCUUUGGGCUUCUCACUUGCAGGACAGCAGGAGAACACCUGCGAGGCCAACGGUAGCAUCUACUACCUUGGAGAGUGGUAUUUCCUGGACUCCGACCCCUGCACCCAGUGCGAGUGCACCGCUGAGGGCUCCGUGUGCGCCCGCACGGAGUGCACCUCCCUCCCGGCUGCGUGCAUCCAUGUCAGCCACUACCCCACCGACUGCUGCCCGAGGUGCGAGAAGAUCGGCUGCGAGUACCGGGGGGUGGUUUACGAACUGGGACAGAAUUUUCAGCCAUCAGAAUGUGAGCAGUGCACUUGUGAUAGUGAUGGCAUCGCCCGUUGUCUCGUGGCAGACUGUGCCCCCCCACCAUGUGUCAAUCCUGUGUACCAGCCUGGGAAAUGCUGCCCGGAAUGCAAGGAGGGUCCCAACUGCUACGCUGAUGCAUCCCGUAGUGAAGUGAUACCUGCAGGAGAACCUGUGUGGGUCGACUCUUGCACCAAGUGUCGCUGUCACGACGGCAAAGAAGCCGGCUACUGGGAGGGAAAUCGACUCGCAACCUGUUCCCGCCUCAAAAACUGCACAGCUCAGCAGCCGCCUACCCCGGUUCACUAAUUCUCCAUAGAACUAGCAGUUAUCCUAAAAUACAUAUUGAGUGAUGGCUGGUAAGCUUCACAGUUUAGGUUAUUCCUUGGUACUGUAUCCCUAAGAUGUCCUACAGCCAAUCAAGGAAGGAGAAUCUGCAGAUGAACUGGGGAUAACCCACCCAACAUUUGAAUGUAACACAUUUUAUUGAAUGUCUUCAGUAAAAUUUGAACUAAUGUAAAGAAGAAAAGAUGAAACUUCACCCCACAACUAUCCACUGACGUAACUUCAGCUCAAAACAUGAGGAUUAGAAAUUUGACAAUGUUUCUACUUUUUCCUUGUACUUUUUCCAGCUAUAGCAAAUAUAACUCAAUUUAUUGUAUAUGUCUGAAUUUUAAAAAUGUUGCUUAGAUGUAAAGAAUAUUUUUUUAAAGAGAAAUAGGAAAGAAAUCUGAGAGCUUUAGUCUCUUUUAGUCCUCAUUUAGCCAGGAGGUAAUGCAUAGAUUUAGGCAUUGGCAUAACAUCUAAUAUAAUAAAAUAAGAUAAGAUGGCAUAACCGACUAGAAUCAACCUUACAGUGCAUGCACAUCUGUGAUAAAAAGUAAAUUAGGAAAUAAUGAGGGUAAUAUAAAAGCUGUUGACACAUGUAAUGUUUAAAUGCUGUUUUUUAAAUGGUUUACUACCUGGGCAUGCACACUGUGCACUGUGUCUGAUAGGUAGUUUUAUUUCAUACCAGACAAAAGCAUUAGACCAUGAGUCUUCUGUAAAGUACAGGUAAUGUACGUCACAGAAUCUGUAUUUGGUGUUGAUAAAUAUGAUCCAAAUUUCCCAAAUUGGUUUAAAAAACAGAUCUAAGUUGGUCUAGACACCAAAAAAGCAGGCAAGUAGACCUUUAUCACACUGAAAAGUCUAAAAAAAGUAGGUAAUAAAACCCAAAUAAUAAAUGUUUUUAAGGUAAUGUCAAAAAUUAUAAGAAUAAACAAAAAUGUAAAUUUGUAUAAGCUCUGCUUCUAGUACCAGUAGUCUGUGUAGUAAAGUGGUAAAAUAUGUUUGCUGAAAUAGUUUUAAUACUUUUAAAUAGUUUAAAACAUUUGUAUGUCAUACAGUGUUCUGCAAAAUUAUUGAACAUUUUACAAUGUCAUUUUACAACUUCAAUUCAUUAUAUUGGGACCUUUUUAAAAAAAAUGGUGUUCUAAUGUGAUUCAAAAUAAACAAUUUUACUCUUCCUCA